Hyaena hyaena (striped hyena) is the source of this 885-nucleotide messenger RNA. It is a transcript of the gene STX19, whose product is annotated as syntaxin 19. The record is from RefSeq and is a predicted model, not a curated record. The transcript has a single exon. NCBI's taxonomy places the organism in Eukaryota, Metazoa, Chordata, Mammalia, Carnivora, Hyaenidae. Gene Ontology annotation, cellular component: plasma membrane; endomembrane system; SNARE complex. Gene Ontology annotation, biological process: exocytosis; synaptic vesicle fusion to presynaptic active zone membrane; intracellular protein transport. Bases 1 to 885 code for a protein of 294 amino acids. Gene Ontology annotation, molecular function: SNAP receptor activity; SNARE binding.
AUGAAAGACCGACUUCAAGAACUAAAGCAACGAACAAAGGAAAUCGAACUCUCUAGAGACAGGCAUGUGGUGGCUACAGAAGCAGAAGAACAAGGGGUGUUUUUGCAGCAAGCUGUUAUUUAUGAAAGAGAGCCGGUAGCUGAGAGACAUUUACAUGAGAUCCAAAAGCUACAGGAGAGUAUUAACAAUUUGACAGAUGAUGUUCAAAAAUUUGGGCAGCAACAGAGAAGUCUGGUGGCUUCAAUGAGAAGGUUUAGUCUACUUAAGAGAGAGUCUAGCAUUACAAAGGAGAUAAAAAUACAAGCAGAACACAUUAACAGAGGUUUGGAUGAUUUAGUAAAACAAGUUAAAAAGUCAGAGGCUGAAAAUGGUCCAUCAUCAGUGGUGACAAGGAUACUUAAAUCUCAGCAUGCUGCUAUAUUCCGCCAAUUUCAGCAAACAAUGUUUACAUACAAUGACACAUUAGCAGCAAAGCAAGAGAAGUGCAAGACAUUUAUUUUCCGUCAGCUUGAAGUUGCUGGAAAAGAAGUGCCUGAAGAAGAAGUAAAUGAUAUGCUCUAUCAAGGCAAAUGGGAAGUUUUUAAUGAAAGCUUACUUACAGAAAUCACUAUCACUAAAGCACAGCUCUCAGAGAUAGAACAAAGACACAAGGAACUUGUUAACCUGGAGAACCAAAUAAAGGAUUUAAGGGACCUUUUCAUUCAGAUAUCUCUUUUAGUAGAGGAACAAGGAGAAAGCAUCAACAAUAUUGAAAUGAUAGUGAAUGGUACAAAAGAAUAUGUUACCACUACUAAAGAGAAAUUUGGAUUGGCUGUAAAAUACAAAAAAAGAAAUCCUUGUAAGGUAUUGUGCUGUUGGUGUUGUCCAUGCUGUGGCUCAAAAUAA